GUUAUAGAAGAUAGCACCACUCCACAAGCAUUGUUACUUGCCGAGCCGGUCUUGGCUUGCGAUUAAUAGGAAGCUGAUAAUUUGUUAUGGCUAGAAGCUCGUAUAUACUCGGGUAUAUAAAGCCUCGAUAACUUGCGACUGAAAGACGAAAUACGAUGGUCUUACCACGCCAAACACUCCUAGUCGAUUAGACGUGCCUAUAUCCAUCUAUCUAUCUCAAAGGCUCCCAAAAUGCGUGUUCCUACCAUCGCAACUCUCGCUGCUAUCGUCGCGUUCGCGACUUCGACUCCUGCGCCUCAAGCAGACCCCCCUGAGACCGACCUUUGUCUCCAGCGGAAGUUCCUGUCGUCGAACUUAUGCUCAGAUAUCGACUCUACAUACACCAAUGAGACUUUACCAGGUCUUGGUUGGUAUUGCUGUUGGUACCAGGGGCCCUUCGCGCCUCCACCAGCUUUGCCCGUGUCGGCGUGGUUGACGUUUGCGGAGGACGGCUCAGUUGCAAACCGUUGCUUGGCUCGUGGAACUUGUAAAGAAGGUUUACCUGAUGGUCGUAGCUAAAUCAGAAGAGUACCUUCAAAGGCAUCAGAAGAUAUACGGCAAGACAAG
Molecule: messenger RNA, 606 nt
Organism: Daldinia loculata
Lineage: Eukaryota; Fungi; Ascomycota; Sordariomycetes; Xylariales; Hypoxylaceae
Exons: 2
Coding region: 232-558 (108 amino acids)
Source: RefSeq, a predicted model, not a curated record